UGCUGGCCACCCAGUUCUACCCCCCCACACCAGGGGCGGGGAUUGGCUUGGCUCCCUGAGUCAGUUCCACCUCCACCCAAGCCAAAUCAAACCCGAGGCAGGAGCCGAAACUCACAGCCCCUCAAGACCUAUAGCCAGGUGAUGGAGGACGAGGAGAAGGCAGUGGGGAUCUUGUACAACACAGAAGUUGCUCGUUCUCCAUCCCCCGUCCGCUGCUGCUGGUUCCGCCUCCGCAGCUUGGCAGCUGCUAGCAUUAUCUGUGGCUGCUCCUGCCUGGGAGUUGUGGCCCUUGUGUUUGCCAUCAAGGCUGAAGAGCGGCAUAAGGCAGGCCGGUCCGAGGAGGCAGUGCACUGGGCGGCCCGGGCUCGGAGGUUCAUCCUAGCCAGCUUUGCUGUCUGGCUUAUGGUCCUCCUCCUGGGCCCUCUGCUGCUGUGGCUGCUCUCCUAUGCCAUCGCCCAAGCUGAGUGACCCUUGGUGUACCCUCUGCUAAAAAUCAGCCAAGACCUCCUGGAUCCCACAGUGUGCCAUGAUAGUGCCAGCAGUGGGACUUCCUGGCUAGAAGGAUGGUGCCUCUCAAAGCCCUAUCUAAAAUGAGACAGCAGCUGGAGACUGAUGGGGGGAGGUCAGCCUGCUCUCUUCUUUCAGUGCCCCAUAUCCCUGCGCGCCCUGCCCCAUCUGCCCCACCCUAGGACCUACCUGAAGGUGGGGUUGAAGACCAGGCCUGAUUUUAUUAGAAUUUGUUUUGUAAUAAAAGUCUUUUUUUAGUGUACAA
This is a messenger RNA of Erinaceus europaeus (western European hedgehog), 772 nucleotides long. It is a transcript of the gene TMEM265, whose product is annotated as transmembrane protein 265. The transcript is spliced from 3 exons. The record is from RefSeq and is a predicted model, not a curated record. Lineage: Eukaryota; Metazoa; Chordata; Mammalia; Eulipotyphla; Erinaceidae. Gene Ontology annotation, cellular component: membrane. Bases 142 to 468 code for a protein of 108 amino acids.